This is a messenger RNA of Eremomyces bilateralis CBS 781.70, 426 nucleotides long. RefSeq lists its product as uncharacterized. The record is from RefSeq and is a predicted model, not a curated record. The coding region runs from base 94 to 342 and encodes 82 amino acids. NCBI's taxonomy places the organism in Eukaryota, Fungi, Ascomycota, Dothideomycetes, Eremomycetales, Eremomycetaceae. The transcript has a single exon.
GGCGAAUACAGGUAUCCAAUUCACGUCGUUGAGUACCGGUACAUGUAGACGGUAGGUACCACCAAUCAAUUUUGUCUACCACAAACGAUAUGAAUGACUCUAUCUAGUACCCCUAAGUCCUACUCCAGGCUCGCAGCAAUGGGUAUUACAGUAUUGCGGGAUUGUGACAGCGCCUGUCUCCCCCUAUCAAUUACCCAGAAAACGCGUAAAUCCCGCCACACGAGAUAUCCCAGAAUCCGGGUUUCUACUGGCCAUGCAACGUGCAGCUGUUCCUCCAACGACACUUUAAAGCUUGCGUAUGCUACUGAAUCACUGCUCCUAUGGAACAACGUUCAGAAAUAGCCGAAUAGGCAUGCACACCUAUCAGACUUUGAAAUAGCUCUCGGUGAAAGCAUGAAUUCAUUAUUGCCGCCUGUCGCAUGUUUG